Messenger RNA from Macrosiphum euphorbiae (potato aphid), 357 nucleotides. The record is from the annotation of a GenBank genome assembly. Lineage: Eukaryota; Metazoa; Arthropoda; Insecta; Hemiptera; Aphididae.
AUGAAUAAUGAAAAUGAUAUAUUGGAAAUGCUUGACAGGAUCGAUGAAGAAGGGAUAUCUAUGUCAGAUGACUCAUAUAUUGACUUUGAUUAUGAAGCAUCUGAAAGAAGUGAUGGCAAUUCGAUAAUAACAGAUAGUGAUGUGGACCAUACGACUACUCCAUCCAAUUCCAGUGACAACAAUGUUUCUUUCGAUCAAAAUAUAAUUUUUAGACAAGUAAAUGAACCAGUAAGUGAUGUUAGUAUUCAAAGUUUUAGUAGUGAUGAUGAAUCUGAUGUAAGUGACUGGGAAGAAAACAAACUCGAUGAAAUUGAAGAUUUUAAUUUUGAUAAUAAUAGUGCAGGAAUAAAAAUUUAA